AUGUCGCUAUUUUCUGUGUAGAAUAAAUUAUAAACUGUAUUUCAGGAGAGAGAGAGAGAGAGAGAGAGAGAGAGAGAGAUGUCUCUGCGUAUUUGCGCUCGGAGAUAAAUCCCCGCCAUUUUAUUUUAUUUUAUUUUUUGUUUCCGAGCUUCUGUGAGGCGCGCGCUGAGAAAGGCUGAUGAAACAGAGCAGUUGUCUUUAAAAGCGCAUCGUUAUGAGUAACUGGACGAACGCGUCCACCUGUUUGUGCGCCGUGGACGCGCCGGAUAACGCAACAGAGACAGAUCUGGACUUGGACCUCGAAUACCCGGUCCAUCUCUAUCCUGUGCCGGUGUUAACAGGGAUAACCGUGACCUGCUCGCUACUGUUCCUGGUCGGGAUCAGCGGAAACCUGCUGACCAUCUUGGUGGUGCUGAAGUACAAGGACAUGCGGACCACCACUAACCUGUACCUGUGCAGCAUGGCGCUGUCGGACCUGCUGAUCUUCCUGUGCAUGCCGUUGGACCUGUACCGGGUGUGGCGCUACCGGCCCUGGAACCUGGGUGAACAUCUGUGUAAGCUCUUCCAGUUCGUCAGUGAAAGCUGCACCUACUCUGCAGUGCUGAGCAUCACGGCGCUGAGCGUGGAGCGCUACGUGGCCAUCUGCUUCCCGCUCCGGGCCAAAGUGCUGGUGACCCGCGGGCGUGUGAAGGCGCUCAUCCUGCUGCUGUGGCUCGUGGCUCUGUGUAGUGCCGGACCCAUCUUCGCUCUGGUGGGCGUCGAGCACGAGAACGGAACCGACCCGCACGAGACCAACGAGUGCAAAGCGACCGAGCGCGCCAUCCGGUCCGGACUGCUGACCGUCAUGGUGUGGAUCUCCAGCGUGUUUUUCUUCCUGCCCGUGCUGUGCCUCACUGUGCUCUACAGCCUCAUCAGCCGCACUCUGUGGAGGAGGAAGAAGAACCCGGUGGGUCCCAUGUCGAGCCGGGACAAAAACAACACGCAGACGGUGAAGAUGUUAGCGGUGGUGGUCUUUGCGUUCGUUCUCUGCUGGCUGCCGUUCCACUUGGGCCGCUAUCUGUUCUCCAAAUCAUCUGAAGCUAAUUCUCCACUAAUUACUCAAAUCAGCGAGUACUGUAACCUCGUCUCCUUCGUCAUGUUUUACUUCAACGCCGCCAUCAACCCCAUUCUCUACAACAUCAUGUCCAAGAAGUACAGGGUGAUGGCCUGCAGGCUGUUCGGCGUGAGAUGCACUCAAGAGCGCUUGAAGUCGACCGGGCUGAAUUCGGAGAACUGUCCUGUGUGGAACGAAUCCAGCGGAACCACAUGACGGAGGAGCAGUGGGUUCUGCUCUGAGGGCUGAGAGGAUUUAUACAGAAAACCUUUUCAGCCUUCAGGUUUUUUAAAACUGGUCUAAAAUCACCGAGAGGUUUGGGACGAGACAAUCAAACCUGUUUCAUUAUUCCGGUGAAACCUUUUAUCUUCACCAUAAACCCUGAAGCAGAUCUUCACACUGCAGAUUUAUUCGACCUCGGAGCUGAUGGGAAUAAAAGCCGCCGGGUUUUACCUCAGCACUUUGGGGUUUUUUUUUUUUACAGCGACUUUUGCUAAACUGUUGUCAUGUUUGUAGAGUUUUUAUGCAUCCACACAAAAAUGCCUUAAACCUCGUGAGUUACUGGAGGACAGUGAGCACUGUAGAUGAAGCGCUGCAGCAGGUUUGUACCCUAAAGCAGGGAAACACAAUCCUGCUGCCUGAUUACACACACACACAUCACACAUCACACCUCAGUUCUGCUUCAACGUUCAGCUCAUGGUGUAUCUACAGCACUGUGCAAAAGUCUUGGCACCUUCGAUUUGACAUAGACCUUAACAUUAAAUCCUUGUAAGCUCGAGCAGCUUCGGUUCUGUGUGGAACAGAAGGUUUACUUUUCUGCAAAUGUUCCAUUUAUAAUUUUAUUAGAAAGCAGAAACUCUCAAAUUAUCUACAGAAACCUUUUCUCCUUUUUUAGUUCAAAGUGUGAAGGUUCUCCGACGCUCCGGAACCUUUCAGUAAAAUGAGACUGAUGAAGAUUUAAAGGGAAUAAAAAACAAAUCUGUACCUUCUUAUGUUUAUGGCUCUUUAUGGAUCAUUUUUAAAUAAAUAUUCACAAAAUAUGUCUUUACAUUUUCUUUACAACGAUG
Messenger RNA from Hemibagrus wyckioides, 2160 nucleotides. RefSeq names its product growth hormone secretagogue receptor b (gene ghsrb). The transcript has 2 exons. Gene Ontology annotation, molecular function: growth hormone secretagogue receptor activity. The record is from RefSeq and is a predicted model, not a curated record. Gene Ontology annotation, biological process: G protein-coupled receptor signaling pathway; hormone-mediated signaling pathway. Bases 215 to 1309 code for a protein of 364 amino acids. Gene Ontology annotation, cellular component: plasma membrane. NCBI's taxonomy places the organism in Eukaryota, Metazoa, Chordata, Actinopteri, Siluriformes, Bagridae.